This is a messenger RNA of Salvelinus sp. IW2-2015, 1604 nucleotides long. Its product is annotated as forkhead box protein N3-like. Gene Ontology annotation, molecular function: DNA-binding transcription factor activity; cis-regulatory region sequence-specific DNA binding. Gene Ontology annotation, biological process: regulation of DNA-templated transcription. The record is from RefSeq and is a predicted model, not a curated record. Lineage: Eukaryota; Metazoa; Chordata; Actinopteri; Salmoniformes; Salmonidae. Gene Ontology annotation, cellular component: nucleus.
UUUACCCUCCUCUCUCACAUUCGCUCUCUCUCUCUCACACAAGAGCUCAAAUAACCGGAGUCCUGGCAAUGCGCAGAUGUGGACUAUGAUUUAUGACCGCACUUGGUUCGCUUUCCCCGGGCUUUCUCUCUAUAAACCUCGGUGUUUAAUUAGGGCUGAGGAAUAAAAUGGAAUAUUUUAAUGGAAUUAACGCAGGAGCGGUUACUCCAAACACGUCUUCUAUUUGUACCUCCUGAUUCAAAGGCUAGAUCGUCAGGAGUCUAGGUGGUGGUGUCCAUGGGUCCCGUGAUGCCCCCCAGUAAGAAGCCCGAGGCGUCUGGCAUCAGCGUGGCCAGCGCCAGCCUCUCCCACCUCUACCAGGCCAGCUCGCUGCAGGAGGCAGAGGAACUCAACCUGGCCUUCCCCGCCCCCUUGGCCCUCCCCUUGGCACCCCUCACCGGCGGGGCCGCCAAGCCUGAGAAAAGCACCUCCACCCCAGGUAUGGAGGACGAGGAGUUGACCAACCUCAACUGGCUCCAUGAGAGCAAGAACCUGCUCAACAGCUUCGGAGACCCUGUCCUGCGCAGCGUCAGCCCCGUGGGUGGCGAAGGGGGUGUGGCCGGUAACCGCGGCGAUGGGGACCACGACAACAUGCCGCCAUCGCCGAUAGCGGGCGGGGACCUGCCGUACGACGCCGAUCGUAACCCCACCUGUAAACCGCCCUACUCCUUCAGCUGCCUGAUCUUCAUGGCCGUUGAGGACGCUCCGUCCAAGAGGCUGCCGGUGAAGGAGAUAUACAACUGGAUCCUAGAACACUUCCCCUACUUUGCCAAUGCUCCCACGGGCUGGAAGAACUCUGUCAGGCACAACCUGUCCCUCAAUAAGUGCUUCAAGAAGGUUGACAAGGACAGGAGCCAGGGCACCUUCAGGGUGAUUAUCAACUGGGCACGGCACCAGGAGAAGAAGAGCAAGCCCUACUGUCGGAAAGAGGGGCAACGGUGGAUUCUUUUUUUUUUUUAAAUGACACGCCUUCCUAAAAUGGGUUAUAACUCCAGUUCUGUUUGUGAUAUUAAGAUUCGAACAACAACAGUGUGUUUUAUAGACGUAUUUAGGAAACGUCAAGGACGGAGGGGGGCAUGACUUUAAAAAUUGUAAAAUGGUGGAGUAAUACAAAAACUACACUCAUUAACAGUCCAAAUGACUGCCUUAGUGGUUCUAGUGUUAACCCUUUACAAAACCCUAACCCUUAACUUUUACAUUUCGUAAUCCCAUGACUCCGGAUCCAAAGGUUGUGUGUUCAAUCCCAGUUGUGGAACCUUGUUUUUUUUAAACCUACCUAUUUAACCAAUGAAUGCCUAAGUGUAAUAUUUUAACCCUAUCCCAAACCUUAACCCUUAACUUAAACAUUUGGAAUGAAUGCCUAAGUGUAAUAUUUUAACGCCUUCCCAAACCUUAACCUUAACUUAACCAUUUGGAAUGAAUGCCUAAGUGUAAUAUUUUAACCCUAUCCCAAACCUUAACUCUUAACCCUUUGGAAUGAUGCCUAAGUGUAAUAUUGUAACCCUAUCCCAAACCUUAACCCUUAACUUAACCAUUUGGAAUGAAUGCUAAGUGUAAUAUUUUAA